Agrilus planipennis (emerald ash borer) is the source of this 2576-nucleotide messenger RNA. RefSeq lists its product as uncharacterized. NCBI's taxonomy places the organism in Eukaryota, Metazoa, Arthropoda, Insecta, Coleoptera, Buprestidae. The record is from RefSeq and is a predicted model, not a curated record. Bases 1 to 882 code for a protein of 293 amino acids. The transcript has 6 exons.
AUGACCACGUCUAUGGAAUUGAAGGAGGGACUGGCCCGCGAAAAUACCCAGUGCGGUGCCAUUAGCAUAAGAUUGUUGGAACUUAAGAUACCAAUGUACGCAGUAAAGAAUCAAAACGUCAGACUGGAAUGUCAUUACGACCUUGAGGGAGAAACCCUAUAUUCAGUCAAGUGGUAUAAAGAUGGAAACGAAUUUUAUCGAUUCGUCCCCAGAGAUAUGCCCCCUGCACAAGUAUUUCCAUUACCUGGAGUAGCGGUUGACAUGCACAAUUCUUCAGAGAGUCAAGUCGUCUUGUCCUCCGUACAACUAUCAACAAGUGGAUUGUAUAGAUGCGAGGUUUCAGGGGAAGCUCCUUACUUUCAGACAGUGACAGAAAAUAAUCGGAUGACAGUUGUAGCUCUUCCAGAAGAAGGUCCCCGAAUUACGGGUGGGAAACCUAGAUAUCAGAUUGGGGAUACCGUAAAAGUUAAUUGUACAUCCGGAAGGUCUAAACCAGCGGCCCUUCUUAACUGGUUCAUAAACGGAGAAGCCGCCGAUCAAUCCCUCUUGAAAGGACCCCACAUAAUAGUGACUGGUCGAGAAGGUCUAGAGACAUCAGUUUUAGGUCUUCAGUUCGUAGUUAAGCAGAAGCAUUUUAAGAAGGGCGACAUGAAACUGAAGUGUUUGGCAACCAUAGCAACAAUUUACUUGAAAAGCAACGAACAAUCUAUCGAAGGAGAGAGACCUUUAAGAGCAUCGGUGUUAGAAAGUAGAGGAACAGUGGCACCAGCAGAGUCCAGGGCUGACCGCGUUCAAGCUGCGGGCAGUCGACUCUUCUACAACCCCCGUUUAUCAGUAUUAGUACUGUGCUGCCUGCUGUUUCGGUGGCUACUGAUGAGGUAACUGUGGUGUUUUUCGUUUAACGGUUCACUUAGGAAAUAGGAGAUAAUCGUUAAGUUAAUCAGCUUUUAAUCUGAUACUUAAAUGUAAAUGCAGUACUUAAAUGUAAAAGCAGCGUUUACAUCUAUUUAAGUCACUACUAUUUUGUUUUAAAGCUGUUUUAUUAUCACUUCAUCCGAAAGAAACUUAACAGAAAAAUGAAAUAGUAACUACAAUUAAGUGAGCACGAGUGAAAGGAAUCAUUACGAUAUUCUAACGAUAUAUAAUAUUGACUGUUGCCAUAUUAAAUUAAAAUAAUAUCUUUUCAAUUGUAUCUCGACUUUCCAUAGUGUGUAUUGUUCAUUUUCUGUGUCGUGUUGUGUGUAUUACACUAUUAAAAAAAUUAAACAUUACUAUUGAAAUUUGCGAUUGGACUGACAAAGAAUAUCCCCGAAAAAAAAAAUCUUAUUUAUUUAAAUAAAAACUGUAUCACAACGUUCAGAGAAUGCAAUAUAUGAACUAUUAAAUUCUUAAUAUAUCCUAAAAUUUUAAUACAAACCUUCAAAGUACCAUAAUCAUUAUUUAUAACAACUAUAAAGUUUGGUUGUCAGUUUAAACACAUUGAUUGUAAAAUAACUUGAAUAAUCAAGCUUGCAUAGAUAUGAAAUACUGCCAUUUCCAUGUACAAUUUCAUACAAGAUGGUCGUUUCAUUGUUAGUACUGAAAAAAGCUUAAAAAAUUCCAAUUUAAUUUUUUCAUUGUCAGUGUAAAUGUCUUAAUUUAAAAUAAUAAAUAAUUUACUAUUAAAAUAUAAAUAUAAACCAAUUUCAGUUCAACAUAUCGGUCCAUUAAAAUGCCAUUUCUAAUUACCUAGUCUAAAUGUUGUGCUAUUUUUCCAAAGGUGCCCUUACCCUUUCCCUUCCAUAACUAGAGCACUAAAAACAUUGGUAUUAUCAUGAUCCGCCAUUUUGGACCCAAGCAAUGGAAAUAACUGCAGCAAGUAUCUAUCAGUAGGUACAGUUGGAUAUGGAAGUGUCUCAAUUAAAUAAUAACAUUUGUUUUUUUUCUUGAUCUCUUGAGAUAGAUAGUCGGGACAACCUACUAGUAUAUAUCUAUUUUCUAUUGCCAAGACCCAAAAUGGCGGAUGAUAAUCCUUAUGUAUUUAGUGCCUUACCACAACUUUUUACUACAAUAAUUUCUUUGUCAAUGGAUUUGGUUAUACCUUACAUGAAUAUGUCUCACAUGUUGAGCGUUUUGAGUUGUAAAAGUAAGGAUACGUAAGUCAAUUUUCCAGUAUACAUAUGUAAACAUACAAUUUAACUAUGACAUUAUAGUGAAUAUUUCACUAAAAUAUUACCUGACCUACGUUUUAUGCGCCAUUCAAGAUUGGUAGCCAUUUUUAUAAAAAGUAUGGGCUCAUUUGACACCCUGUAUAGUUUGUAAUACAUUGGUUAUAAAUAUUUCAUUAUGAAAACACCUUGCAAAUGCACUAUUCUUUCAAAUCCCUUAUCGUCCAAACUUCAGGUUAAACUGUUAUCGAUAAAUUCCAACUUGAACUAUUGUUCAUUAACGCAUUGUUGAACCACCAUUAAUUAGGAGUUUUAGAAGAAGUAUAAUGUACAUAUUAUCAACAUUCGAAGCAUAACCUUCAAUCGUUCCUGUUUUUGCUUUAUUUUUUUAUUAAUGUUUGUCAGAGCCCAAAAAAAAAUAAAAUGAGA